This is a messenger RNA of Cebus imitator (Panamanian white-faced capuchin), 5346 nucleotides long. RefSeq names its product RNA binding fox-1 homolog 1 (gene RBFOX1). NCBI's taxonomy places the organism in Eukaryota, Metazoa, Chordata, Mammalia, Primates, Cebidae. Bases 395 to 1612 code for a protein of 405 amino acids. The record is from RefSeq and is a predicted model, not a curated record. Gene Ontology annotation, molecular function: mRNA binding. Gene Ontology annotation, biological process: nervous system development; regulation of alternative mRNA splicing, via spliceosome. Gene Ontology annotation, cellular component: nucleus; cytoplasm. The transcript is spliced from 14 exons.
ACCAAGGCAAGGCACAGAGCGAAAGCUGCGCCCCAAACGCCCGGGGGUGCCUCGGCGCCUGUGUGCGCUGCUGGGUGGGGGGUGGGGGGGGGUGCAGAAACCUCCUCCCCUCCCUCAGCCCCAGCUCCCUCCUGCCCCCAGCCCCUCCCGUCUCAGUACUCCACCCUCUGCCGAGGGGAAAUCCCUUUUCUGUGUUUAUUUGCCAAGGAAUCGGGCAAACUGCACCGCUACCAACAUCUAGCCCUGUGGGUCCCAGCUGGGCCAUCGCGCCAAUUGUCCAGCUCGCCUGAUGCCGGGCACACGGGGCGCUCGCUCGCCUGUUCACCCGCGGAGGGUUUUAGCAGACCCGGUUUAAAUUUUGGGUAAUCAGGAAGCAGCCGCUGCCCCUGACACAAUGGCUCAGCCUUACGCUUCGGCCCAGUUCGCUCCCCCGCAAAACGGUAUCCCCGCGGAAUACACGGCCCCUCAUCCCCACCCCGCGCCAGAGUACACAGGCCAGACCACGGUUCCCGAGCACACGUUAAACCUGUACCCUCCUGCCCAGUCGCACUCCGAGCAGAGCCCGGCGGACACGAGUGCCCAGACCGUCUCCGGCACCGCCACACAGACAGAUGACGCAGCACCGACGGAUGGCCAGCCCCAGACACAACCUUCUGAAAACACGGAAAACAAGUCUCAGCCCAAGCGGCUGCAUGUGUCCAACAUCCCCUUCAGGUUCCGGGAUCCGGACCUCAGACAAAUGUUUGGUCAAUUUGGUAAAAUCUUAGAUGUUGAAAUUAUUUUUAAUGAGCGAGGCUCAAAGGGAUUUGGUUUCGUAACUUUCGAAAAUAGUGCCGAUGCCGACAGGGCGAGGGAGAAAUUACACGGCACCGUGGUAGAGGGCCGUAAAAUCGAGGUCAAUAAUGCCACAGCACGUGUAAUGACAAAUAAAAAGACCGUCAACCCUUAUACAAAUGGCUGGAAAUUGAAUCCAGUUGUGGGUGCAGUCUACAGUCCCGAAUUCUAUGCAGCACACGGAAUGGGAGUUCCCCCAAGGGGAAUCCUGCAAAACCAUCAACCUGCUGUUGAAAGCGCAUCUGCAACCCCAGAAUUGUUGCCAGGCUUCCCGUAUCCAGCUGCCACCGCCGCGGCAGCCUACCGAGGGGCGCACCUGCGUGGCCGCGGCCGCACCGUGUACAACACCUUCAGGGCCGCGGCGCCCCCGCCCCCGAUCCCGGCUUACGGCGGAGUAGUGUAUCAAGAGCCUGUGUAUGGCAAUAAAUUGCUGCAGGGUGGUUACGCUGCAUACCGCUACGCCCAGCCUACCCCUGCCACUGCCGCUGCCUACAGUGACAGAAAUCAGUUCGUCUUCGUUGCAGCAGAUGAAAUUUCUUGUAACACCUCUGCAGUUACGGACGAGUUUAUGCUGCCGACCCCUACCACCACGCACUUGCUCCAGCCGCCACCUACGGCGUUGGUGCCAUGCCCCAAGGUUCCAGCCCCAGCACAGACUUCAGAGGAGCUAAGCUGCACACUUCCAGGCCUCUGCUGUCAGGCAGCUGAGAAUCUGACUGCCUCUCCUCCCCUAUUACAAUUCAUGUUUAAAGUCAUAGUCGCCCAGGAAAGAAAAUAGACAGAGGGGCACACUUUGUGUACCUAGUACAUAGGAAAGUAGAAGGAAUCAGCUGGGUUUGGGGGUUGUCUUUUGUUUCGGGGCAGGUCUGGGUUUUUGUUUGGGGAGGGGGUGGGGGGAGGGUAAAACAUGGGAGGUAAGGGUGGGGUGAAUUUGCCUGUACUUGUUCAAACUUCUAUGCACCAAAAGUCUUGAGUACAGUAAGGCGUGCCCAUCAUGUGAGAGCAUAUGCAAUCAUUACAAAGCUUUGGCAUGCAGUUUUCUGCUUGGAUCAAGAACAUCAGUCCUUAUCCUAAAAAUGAAUCCCCAUAGGCAUUCAUUUGAAUUGCCAAUACUUUUAGACAAAGGAAAUUGUUAAGUGCCACCUUGUAGCCAUUAAAGCCAUGGCCAGACAGUUCACUGAAGCUGGGUCAUAGAAAUUCAGCCUUGAUUUCGAAACAUUGUUUUGCACAAACUUAAUUACAUCAAGCAAUUCAUCUGUACAACUCCCUUCUCAAGAUCAGAUUCCAUACAGCUUGCAGAGCCAAGUCAAGAAGUAGAUUGAGAUUUUCAUCCCAAUCCUGCAUUUAACAACUCUGCUUCAACACCUAGUCCACUUGAGGAAUGUGUUGGAAAGGAGAGUUGGAUUACUUUCAUUCAGUAAGUUGUCUAAAUUCAACCUCAAGUGUAGAUAAUUCUGUUCCCUCGGGGAAAGCGUACUCAGUCCAAGAAAAAUAAAAACAAAGAGAGACAGUGAAAAUCCUUCAGCUGUCCAGCUUAUGACAGAGUCCUUUUAGCAAAGAGGACUGGCUGAAAGAAUUUGGAGCUAUUGAGGAAGGUCAGGAAUGGCCCUAUCUUUAGUUCUCCAAGAAUGACCUGGGAUGGGUAGGGGGUGCCUCAAUUUCGGUUGGUUUUGAGUGUAUUUUUCACAUUAGUCUUUUUGAUGAUCCACAUGUUGCAAAAGGAAAAUGUAAAAAACACACCCCUCAAAUUGCUUUGUUUCAGAAUGCUUUUGCACCUUUGACUGAUGCCAAGACUAGGAGCCAUGCUGAUGAUGUGGGUCUCGUUCUUUCUUCAUUGCAGGCUAGUAUAUACCGAGGGGGAUACAACCGUUUUGCUCCAUACUAAAUGACAAAACCAUAAAAACCUUCCAAGGUGGGGAGAAAGGAAGCUUUCCGAGGCCUGAGUAUUGCAAUACAUGCAGUAGUGCAUCAUUUUAGCAACUCUAAAAAAAAAAAUAAAAGUAAAAAGGAAAAAAAUUACAUUUUUUAUCUUAUACCUCAGAUAUUUUGUUCUGUGUAUUUUAAUAUUGUGGGUCUUUAAUUUCUGAAGGUUCCGUAGUUUUGGUUGCUGGCUGUAGGAGUUUUUGUGGUUGAUCUAGACAGAUGCUAGAUAUGAAUAAAAACUGGUUUAGGGCCAUAUCCAGAGUGCUAUAUUAUGUAAAUGAAUUAUAUAUGCUGAAUAUUAAGCUACUGGGGCUAUCAGCUGUUUGGGAAGAGUGUAAGUGACUACAGUUGUCAUUCUUUUCUGCAUCUGCAUUAUCUUAUUUUGUGACAGGGGAGGCUGGGAGGGGCUUAGGGGAUUGGAACUUGGGUUUGGCUAAAAGACAAAUAAUAAUAAUAAUAAAUGUAACUGAUGAAUCUAAACGACCCACUGCACCAACAAUCAUUUAUCAACGGUUCUAAGUUACUCAUUGCCAGUUCAAGCCAAAGGUUAUGUUGUUAAGGGGGUGCUUCUGGUAGCACUUGUGCAUCCGAGUUGAAUGAAGCUGUGCAAACCCACCCUUUAACCAUUCCACCCAGCAGUAUUCAGCUUCUUAACCAGUCGCUAUUUAGGCAAAAAAAGAAAANAAAAAAGAAAAAAAAAAAAAAGAAACCUGCUAGUUAGGCCAUCAACAAGCAUUCUUUUUAUAUUUCUUCCAGUAUAAUAAAUUAUUGAUAUCAUUGCUGACUUUUAUAUUAUGGGAGGGAAAAAAUAACAUUAAUAAAAAGGUGAUAAAAAGCACUGUUUCUAUUUUUUUCUUUUUUUCCAAAAAGAGAAAGUAAUAAAAACUUAAAUUCUUUGUAACAGUUAAAAAAAAAAAAUGUAUAAAAUUUACAUCUGUGCAGUGGAGUUGUUAAGUUCUAGAAACAGUCUAUGAAGCUUUAGUUUUAGCCUAGUAGAACAACUGUUAGAGACAGACGUAUAAUUUUUAUGGAAUUACAUGAUAAUCAUAUUCAGAUUUAUAGAAGCAUUUUACAAGUAUUGCAAUCAUUGAGUAGAGAUAAUCAUGGUAUUUUCAUCAGCUUGGUACUUUUUGAAAUGUGACUGCGUUGUGUGAGCAAUCUGCAAUUUUUCAGUCUGUGAGAUCCUGCCCUUCCACCUCUUUCCCAUGCCCAAGAAUUGUCUCAGAAAUGAUCUCUUCAGUCCUGUCUCCAAGGCCCAAGACACUUGUCAAAAGGCAGCAACAACAAAAAAUGUAGAUCCACCCUCUUCAUCCCAGAAAAACAAAGUCUCCCCACCUUUCUAGGAUGCAGGGCCAGAGAGACACAGCCGAAAAAUUGCAGUUUGUCUGUAACUUCUGUUUGAACUUUCCACGUUGUCCUGUUUACAAGUUAACCUAAGUUGGGGUAUCUGUCACGGGUCUUCCUGUUUUUGUAUUUAAAUAAAAACAACAGCAGCAGGCUGUCCCUGAGUAGUUUUGCUGCCAUAGGUUAAGUCCUCAUGUGUAUAGUGCAGGCCCUGCGGCAUGCACUUCAGUAAGUUAUCAACUCACCGCUGUGAACCUGCCAAUCCGCUGUAACAACUCUGCUUUAAAACAAAACCAAACAAAACUUAAAAAAAAAAAAAGUGUGAUCCAGCUUUCUCUUGCCAUCCUAUGUGCAUGCCGUAAGAUCAGUUGGAUAUUAAACCAUCAAUAAAGUUUCACAAGAUUUGAAAACGAAGUUUCUGUAGCUUCGAUAUCUAAGACAGAUAGUGAUCUUGGAAAGAGAAAAGGGGGAGGGGGGAACUGCUUAUCAGCCAAAAGCGUAUCAAGUGUUCUUUUCACCAGACUUAUUUGGGUGGGGGAGGGGAGGGGCAAGGGGGUGUUUUAUAGCAUCACUGAGACAUUCUCAUUCCCCCACCUGGAAAACAGUUAUGGCAGUGGGUGCCUGGUUGACAUUCUUAAAUGAAAUGUGUUAUAUAAUACUAUGGCAUCUUCCAGAGGGAAGAAAGAGUAGGAGCAGGGGGCUAUGGAGAAUAAGAUGAUUUCUCCCAAAUGCCUCAGAUUUCAAAAUCCAGAAUUUGUAUUGUGUUUGGAAUCAAACAUAGAAUUCUUACUGUGUUGGUUAAAGUAAAAUUCAUUUGCGGUUUUGAUUUUCAUCAAUGAGCUGUACUUUUCCCCCAUGACUGUAUGUAGUUUUAAUAAAAUCAUUUAGAGUAAGUGGGUGCCAACUGAAGUUGCAGAAUCUUUUGUCCAGGCACUCCUCCAAGAUGCCAAUAAGUCAUUUUAAAAUGUAUGUCAGAUGUAAACAAACAUUUUGGAUUUUUUUUAAACAGUAUUUAUUUGGAAUGUUUUCAUUUAUCUAAAUAACUAUUGCUAUUAUGAAUUAUGGAAAAUUAAUAUUACGUGUGGCAUAUAGUGACUUCUUAACACACACAUCACGCAAUCUGCAAACCCAGAAAAUGUGUAUAUCUGUCUUUAGAAAUUAGUGUUUAUAUCACUUACAGUGGUUUGUGAAUAAAGAAAACUGGUUUGUAAUAUCAAAAAAAUAAAAGCUUAGUCUGAAAAGGUA